AUGUCUGAUAUACUGGAUGUCCUGAACAUCAAAUCUUUCCCACAGAAAAAGGGGAAGGAAGGAAACCAACAACCGCAACAGACUUCUUCUGAAUCGAGGCAGAUAUAUACGCCGGACGAUUAUGCGACCUCGACGAAGCGUAGAAAAUUGUCUGCUAUGAACAGAGAGCUAUACAACCUUAUUGGCUCGAACGUCCCCUCUUUGGCAAUAGAUACAGCCUCUGUUGCUAAUGCGGGAAGCGGGAAGAAGUUCAAAGAGAAACUGGUCAACACUAAAAAGAAUGCGCCAUGGAAACACAUCGGGUUCAAAAAUUCAGCAAGACCCGAUGGACUUGUAUUAUACCACUGGACAAAAUCCGAUAAUGAAAUCGAGCUAGACCCUAAUGAGUACCGAUAUGCAAAGUACAAUACCAGUCUAGAUAUUCCUACAUUCACUGAGGAAGAGUAUGAAGAAGCAAUGAAAGAAGACGAGGAGAAGGUCGAAGAGACUAUCCAGAAGGAAGAUUCAGAGAACGUGGAAGGAGCUGCAAGUCAAGAUCUUGAAGUAGGAGAAAGAACGUGGACAUAUGAUGAGACAAAAUUCUUAUUUGAUCUAUGCUCUACAUUCGAUAUGCGUUGGGCUGUCAUUUACGACAGGUAUCAGGACAAGUAUACUGGUAGGACUAUUGAAGACCUCAAAGUGCAAAUGUACACGAUAUCUGCACAUUUGCUGGAAAAGAGGGGAAACUUGAACGAUUCUGCUCUGAUUAAGGCACUCAGAUCGUUCAACAAGGACAAAGAGCUUGAGCGUAAGUAUUACUUAACGAAAUUGAUUCAUCGUGCACCAACUGAAAUUGCCGAGGAAGAAUCGUUGGUCAUAGAAGCAAGAAAGUUUGAGCUUGCGGCAAAGAAGAUGUUGCUUGAACGGGCCCAGCUGUUACAGCUACUUGAUUCUCCACAAUCUUCGGCAUCGGUGCAACAGUAUUUGACGUCCCAGGGACUGACACAGUUGUACAACUCGCUAAUGGCUGCCGAUAAGAGCAAGAAGCGCAAGGCGGAAGUGCCAGUUGCGCCUCUUCUUGGUCCGAAUGCCAUUCCACAUACGCAGCAUCUUCAAAUUGGAAACAAACGACGCUCGAAUGCUGGCCAGAACUCAGUGGGCUCCAACGGUGGAGCCGGUAAUGGCAAGGCAACUGUAAGCAGCAGCAGUAGCAAUGGCGUCAAGCCCCCAAGCAAGCUCAGCGAGGUUCAGCAGCUAUUGCAGAAGAAUCUAACGGCGGAGGAGCUUGAAGUGUACGGUAUUGAGAUCCACAACGAGCGGAUCCAGCCCGGUGUGCAUGUGAGGUCGCAGAAGAUCGCGUCCUUCAAACCUAGCGUGCAGGCGAAGGUGCACGAGAUUCUCGGACAGCUGGGGCUCUCGACCAAGCCGACGAUGCCGACGGGACCUGUGAGCAAGAAGUUUGACGAUCUCUUGUACAAGAUCUCGCACUUGGUUGAUCUGAAGAAGCAGAGCGACAAGCUACUUGCGGAGAUCGAGUUGAUCAAGAGACAGAAGGGGGUUUUGUAA
Molecule: messenger RNA, 1545 nt
Organism: Pichia membranifaciens NRRL Y-2026
Lineage: Eukaryota; Fungi; Ascomycota; Pichiomycetes; Pichiales; Pichiaceae
Exons: 4
Coding region: 1-1545 (514 amino acids)
Biological process (GO): negative regulation of transcription by RNA polymerase II; chromatin remodeling; DNA repair
Cellular component (GO): Swr1 complex; NuA4 histone acetyltransferase complex
Molecular function (GO): transcription corepressor activity
Source: RefSeq, a predicted model, not a curated record